AUGGUCGAUAAUACUAGUGGAUAUCCGGAUACCUCUAGUGACUAUUAUUCCCACUUUUAUGAUCAACAUGGUGUUAAUUGGCAAUCUGGUGGUGUUGCCAAUUGGUAUAAUGUCUCUACCGAGCAAAAUUCCUCAAGUCUCGGGGCGCUGGCCGCUAUUGGCAGUCAAGCGUGUGGUUGUCAUAGCAUGUUGGUUGAUGGUUGCAACAUGAUAGAACCUUCGAUACAGCAUCAACUGGUGUUGCACGUACAAUAUCAGAAUUCAGAGGUUAAAUCAUUGUCGAUUGGUAAUAUUGUAGAUGAUAAUCUCCAACAAAAGCAUUUUGAUCCUAUGGGUAAGCCAUGUGAGCCUGUUCUUUGUGAAGUUGUCCCUGUUGAAGUUAAUUGCAGGAAGUCAUGUGGGUCUUUGAGCAGUGACAACGACAUUGAGGAGAUUAUUUGUGAAAGUUAUGAUGGUUCUCAACUUGACACUUCUGUUGCCAAGGGUUUAGAUGACGAUGAAUCCAAGUGCAAGGAGGAACAAUGUCGUUUGUUAGUACCUGAUGUCGAUAUGGCUGUGACGGGCGAAUUGACAGUAUCUUUAGAUGAUGAGGUUCCAAAGAAAGAUGUAGAUGACCAGCCACAUGAAUGUUCAGAUGAUGCCACUCAUGAUAGGCAGUGUGACACUAGUGCCAAUAAACUCAAUGAAGUGACAGAAUCAGUGGCUGGAACAGCUAUUUCUGAUGAUAAUCAAGCUGACACAUAUGCUUGGUUGAACUACGGUGAUGCAGUGGAAUGGAGAUUUGACUUGGCUAAUGAUCUUAUGCGCCCUACUAGAAUCAUAGCAUUUGAGGCAUAUAUCACCGGUGAUAAGUCUAGUAAUGCAUUAGUGAGAAACAGUAAUGAUGUGACUAUCCAGCAUGAGGCCGACCAUGAGAGAAAGUCUGCUAUUGAAGUUUCGUUGGUUGAUGCUAAGGUCGAUAACACCCAAGAGAGUGUUGUUGCGGAUGAUGUUUGCAAGGAUACAGAGCCAAUGUUUCUUUAG
Molecule: messenger RNA, 1023 nt
Organism: Oldenlandia corymbosa var. corymbosa
Lineage: Eukaryota; Viridiplantae; Streptophyta; Magnoliopsida; Gentianales; Rubiaceae
Source: the annotation of a GenBank genome assembly